This is a messenger RNA of Darwinula stevensoni, 855 nucleotides long. The record is from the annotation of a GenBank genome assembly. NCBI's taxonomy places the organism in Eukaryota, Metazoa, Arthropoda, Ostracoda, Podocopida, Darwinulidae.
AUGUCCAAGCCAAGCCACUUAUACAUAGUGAUCCCAGCCGCAGGCACGGCCGUACGUUUCGGUGAUGACACCCCCAAGCAGUAUGCUCUGGUGAAAGGAAAACCAGUUCUUCUGCACACAAUUGCAUCCUUCCAGCAACUACCCCACCGAACCACAAUCGUGGUGCCAGUUGAUGAUGUUCACCGUGCCAUUGACACGAUUGGCGAUGCAGCAACUGAUAUCAGUUGGGGAAGUUCAACUUGUGGCAAUCAUAAUUCCAUCAUCAACCAUCAAAGAAGUACGUUUGAGAAGGGAAGAACAUGCUUGAGUGCCAAUCUGCUUGGCCAUGAAAAAGUACACUUUGUUCAGGGAGGACAGAGUCGACACCGCUCGAUACAUAACGGGCUCCUGGCAUUGAAAGACCUCGACGAGCCACCACAACCAGAAUCUGUAGUUGUGAUCCACGAUGGUGCUCGACCUGUGGUUCCUGUUAAAAUCAUGGACCCUCUCAUCCAAGCUGCCAUGCGGCACAAAGCGGCUGGAAUCUCACGACCGCUGGUGUCGACGGUGAUCUCCGUGAACGAAGAUGGGUUCCUCGAGGAAGUCCUCGAUCGUGAUAAGUAUCUCGCAAGCGAAAUGCCACAGGCUUUUCUCUACGACGUGAUCACGAGGGCAUACCGGCACUGCACCGACGCAGACCUGGAUCGCGGAACGGAGUGCCUGAACCUGGUGCUGAAGUAUUGUGGAGUGCGGGCAAAGGUAAUCCCAGGACCAGAGCAGCUGUUCAAGGUCACCUUUCAGCGCGACCUCCCCGCCUUGGAAUACGAGUUGGAUCGACUCGACUCGAGGCACAAGGAUGGUGUUCCUCGAGAAUGA